CCAAUUGUGCGGGGGUGGUCUGUGGGACGUACUAACUGCCCUGGGCGGGGUCUUCGGGACGUACCAACUGAGCGAGGCCUGGCUUGGGCGCGCGUUGGUGCAAGCCCUAUGCGCUUGGCACGCGCGGGUUGCUAGGGCCCGGCUUCCCGGACCAGGCCGACAGCCUGGGCUGUCCCGAGCUGCAGAUUGGAACCCUGCAACACCCCAGGAGUGCAGAUCUGAAGGGAAGAGGCGCUGGGAAGGGUACCUGGAGUUUUCAGCUUUGUAGGCGUGACUUAUGCAUGCGACUUCGCUCUCUGAAGCCUCACAUUUGUGAUCCGUAAAAUGAAUUUAAUCAGAACAACUUCUCCAGGCUAUGGAAAGGAUUAGGUGACGCCAUGCUGGCAAAGCUCCUUGCACGAGGGAGCCCUGGAGGCACAGCCUGGCAUGCAGAGCCCACCCACUGUCACACCAGACCAGGAGCAGCGUGAAGACCCCUGUAGAGCUGGCAACCAGUGGAAUGCAGACGCUCCACCCCAGCAGCUACAGGGUCAAGGCUAGGGCCUCCUAUGUGGAUGAGACCCUGUUUGGCAGCCCUGCAGGCACCCGGCCCUCACCGCCAGGCUUUGACCCGCCCUGGGCACAGAAUUGCAACCGAACCAGAGGACUGGGCACGGGACCAUCAAGGGCCUCUGUUGCCAAGGGAAACUGUGAGGUCACCCCUUCCAGGGGCAAUACCCCAACCCUCACACCAAGGAAGAAGAACAAAUACAGGUUGAUCAGCCAUACCCCAUCUUACUGUGAUGAGUCGCUGUUUGGCUUCUGGUCGCAGGGCACCAGAGGGGAAGUGUCUCGGACAGCCAUGGGGGAUGCUGCCAAGCUCCGUGCCCUCUUCUGGACGCCACCGGCCACCCCUAGGGGUGGCCCCUCACCUCGGCCCAGGGAGACCCCACUGCGAGCUGUUCACCCAGCUGGACCCUCCAGGACAGAGCUCAGGGUGGCCACAAGCUCCAGGAAGCUGGCUCAGGAUGGGUUAGAUGCGCUCCGCCCUCUGGGGCAGGGCCGUUCCCAUUCCCUUACCCACCUGAGUGUCCCCAGCACCAGUCACCCAGCCACCAGUCGCCGCCCCACAAAUAAACCUCGGGAUCCCAGGCCUUCCACAGCAGGGGUGACUGUCCAGAGUCCCCUGGUCACUCCUAGGGCAUGGUCAGGCAGUGUUUCAGGGCCAGCUGUCCCCCGACGAGGGACAGGCCUCGCCAAACCAAAGCCCCCUUGGAAAUGAGGCACUCACCAGGUAAUCCUAUGGCCCAGCAGCUGUGGCACAACCCCAGUGGAGUCCUCUGGGAGACCAGCAUCUCUGGGGCCCCUAGGCUCUGGAGAGGCCCCCAUGGGGGCCCUGGCAAGAACAGGCUGUGUCUCCCUGUGACCGCACAAACUCAGGAUUCCCUGAACUGUCCCUCUCUGCCACACUCUGCCGUCUGUGCCAAUUGUGUGUUCUGAAACUUUGAACUGAUUCCUGCUCAGGAUUCAGUUUCCACCAAGGGGAGGCCUCAGGGGACUCCUGGGCUGUGUGCGGCCCCUUUGGCGGAGGGGUCCGGUAAGCAUUAUUUUAAUAUUCUUGUAUUUAUUCCAUGUAUUAAAUGCACCCAUAGCUCAUCAAA
Molecule: messenger RNA, 1640 nt
Organism: Nannospalax galili (Upper Galilee mountains blind mole rat)
Lineage: Eukaryota; Metazoa; Chordata; Mammalia; Rodentia; Spalacidae
Gene: Rita1
Product: RBPJ interacting and tubulin associated 1
Exons: 4
Coding region: 500-1261 (253 amino acids)
Biological process (GO): Notch signaling pathway; negative regulation of Notch signaling pathway; nuclear export
Cellular component (GO): nucleus; cytoplasm
Molecular function (GO): tubulin binding
Source: RefSeq, a predicted model, not a curated record